AUUUGUCCACGGGACUUGUGACCCAGAAGCUGACUUAGUGACAUAUCAUCAAAGAAGAGAAGCUCAUCCAGAUUACGAAUAUGUGUGUUCGUAUUGCAAAAAUCUAACCCAGUCUGGACGGCAAUUAACUUCAAAACGAUCAAGUACUGACGAUCCAUCGGAGCUGUCCGUGUCCCAAGAAUCUCUCUACGAUGACACUUCAGAAUUCGACCUGCCUUCGCCGGACGAAUUCGCCCGUAACAUGGGCCUGGGCAAGGGCAAACCUUACAGUGCCAGUAAAAUAGCCAAGAAGCGAUUAGGGUUCUCCACGGGCAUGCCCGGAAGACCCAAAGGAACGGGUAAAGCGUUGCCGGGUAAAGUGGGGUUCAUGAAGCGCGCCCGUCUCACCGAGUUCGGCCGCAAACGGGGCCCCAAAGCUAAGAUGAGGGGGGUUUUUGGAGUGCCCGGUGUCGGGUUACAGAGGCCGGUCUCCGACGGGAAGAACGACGAGGAGCCGGGCGUCGAGAAUCGUCUAGUGUUGUGUUCGGCGAAGGACAAGUUCGUUUUGACGCAGGAUAUUUGCGUGAUGUGCGGCGCUCUGGGGACCGACCAGGAGGGGUGUUUGAUUGCUUGCGUUCAGUGCGGGCAGUGUUAUCAUCCGUACUGCGUCAACGUUAAGGUCACCAAGGUCAUCUUGCAGAAGGGGUGGAGGUAA
This is a messenger RNA of Anoplophora glabripennis (Asian longhorned beetle), 694 nucleotides long. Its product is annotated as histone-lysine N-methyltransferase 2C-like. The transcript is spliced from 2 exons. The record is from RefSeq and is a predicted model, not a curated record. Gene Ontology annotation, molecular function: histone binding; transcription coactivator activity; histone H3K4 methyltransferase activity. Gene Ontology annotation, biological process: positive regulation of transcription by RNA polymerase II. NCBI's taxonomy places the organism in Eukaryota, Metazoa, Arthropoda, Insecta, Coleoptera, Cerambycidae. Gene Ontology annotation, cellular component: MLL3/4 complex. The annotation marks the transcript as partial.